Messenger RNA from Wasmannia auropunctata (little fire ant), 4368 nucleotides. RefSeq names its product phospholipase D2 (gene Pld). The transcript is spliced from 16 exons. The record is from RefSeq and is a predicted model, not a curated record. The coding region runs from base 545 to 4138 and encodes 1197 amino acids. NCBI's taxonomy places the organism in Eukaryota, Metazoa, Arthropoda, Insecta, Hymenoptera, Formicidae. Gene Ontology annotation, biological process: intracellular signal transduction; phosphatidic acid biosynthetic process; cell motility. Gene Ontology annotation, molecular function: D-type glycerophospholipase activity; phosphatidylinositol binding.
UUGAAAGUAAAAGUCAGUGUAUAACGUCACGCAACGUUAUUCCGCAAGGUAUGCCGUUAAGAGCGAACUGUCGCGAACCUAGCCGAUCGAAUUUACGCGUAAUCGAAACGAAGAAAAUUGGAGAACGAUUGUAAGAAAGAAUACGCAAGUACUCUUCGCGGUAUGCAAAUUUAACGCAUUCAGUGACGUAGAUAAAAGAUAAGGAAACUUUACUGGGGCAUUUAGCAACUCGAAAAGCAAAGUCUUUAAGAACAGUGAAAGAAUAGUAUCUCGAUGGAAUAUAUGUCUCUCUCUCUUCUUUGCGUUUUUCCGCGAGUAAAUCAUUACGAUGUAGACAUUUUUAAAGAAAAGUGAUGACCGAGAAUCGCGAGAUUCUUUAUGCUGAAUAUUUAAAAUAAUUAAAAAGUAAAAAAUGCGUAAAUAUUUUUGACAACGAUACGCAACGUACGAUCGAGUGGUUCGUCUGGGAAGAAAUGGCGCACGUUGCCGACGGAAUUUCAUAAAGGAAAGAAAGGAACGGCGGCGCAGAGUUCCGGGAUGGUGCAUGCGAAGAGGAAGUGAGAGGCUCGGCACCGCUCCGCGAAGGUGGACUGCUUCCACACCGUCGAAUCAAGAGGGUCGUCUACGUCUGGGCGUCAUUGUCCUUGUCCCGCACCCCCCGACGGAAAUUUACAUCGACAAUAUUAUAUUCAACCCAUUUAAUUCGAGCGAGCUCUCGCAAAUCUUACCAAAGAUGUCCAACGAAAUCACCGAAUUGGCCGAGAUGGCCCAUCAUGGGAUAACCCGCGUGAUGUCACAAGAGUCUGAAUUUGAUGACGCUUUGGAAGUACCUGAAUCAUUAGAAAUAACGAUUGAUGAAAAUGGCGAAACGAUACGUGUUCGUAAGGAGGAAAUGGAAACGGAAUGCACAGAUAGUAGAGAAACCUCUGGUGUAAUACCUUUCACCGUUGUGCACAAUACAUCGACAAAGCUCAAAAGUCAAAUGUGCAACGUAUUUAUUCCUGGCGAAGAGGUGCAUGUAAGAAUAAUUGAUAACGAACGUAGCGUGACCGCGCAUCCCCUGCAUCCAAAUCUGUACACCAUAGAAUUUCGACACGGACCUUUUGUUUGGACUAUCAAAAAGCGAUACAAACACAUUCAAUAUCUGCACAAUCAAUUGAAAAUAUAUCGUGCUAGUUUGAACAUACCUUUCCCUACGAAAUCCCACAGGGAGAGGAGGAACAGCAUGAAAAAUCUUAGAACUGCGGGCGAGAAGAAGGGCAGACGAAAUGCUCUACCAAGGUUUCCUAAUAAACCUGACUUUCUAGUGCCUCACGAGCAGUUAAGUCGUAGAAGAAAGGAAUUAGAGGAUUAUCUAAGCAACUUGCUCAACAUAGAGAUCUACAGACGUCACUCUGAAACUAUCAACUUUUUGGAUAUUUCACAUUUGUCCUUUGUGGCUGACUUAGGGAUGAAAGGGAAGGAGGGUGCGAUUUUGAAACGGACCGGAUCGGGCGCUAAAACGAGAUGCAACUUCUUCGGCUUGGGCGAAUGCGGAUUCUGUAUCAAGUGCAAUUAUUUCUGCACCUCUCUCUGGGGCAAAUGGCAGAAGAGGCAUCUUGUCGUUAAGGAGACCUUCGUUGCGUAUCUUAAUCCUCAAGACGGAAGAAUAGGAUCUAUUAUCUUGAUGGAUAAUGGCUUUGGGAUCAGUCUUGGAGUGUAUACCACGGGCUCGCGAAGCGGCAUGCAAAUUGCUAAUCUGAGUAGGCAUAUAGUUAUCAAGUGUUGGACAAAACGAAAAGCUAAGGAAUGGAUGGAGUUUAUACAAGAAGUUAGUAAUAGAGAAGGCGCAGGCAGAGAUUUUAUACAAACGAAUCCGCAUAACUCGUUUGCUCCGUAUCGUACAUCCAUAUCCGCGACUUGGUUCGUGGACGGAGCCGAUUAUAUGUCUGCCGUGGCCGACGCAUUGGAAAACGCCAAAGAAGAAAUUUUUAUCGCAGAUUGGUGGCUUUCACCAGAGAUUCACAUGAAGAGACCCAUGCCCGGCGGAGACUAUUGGCGCCUGGAUAAAAUCUUACAAAGAAAAGCAAAACAAGGUGUUAAAAUAUUUAUACUGAUAUAUAAAGAAAUUGAAGUCGCUUUAGGCAUAAAUAGUUACUACAGCAAACAGAAACUCGUGGAACAAUGUCCUGAGAAUAUAAAAGUAUUGAGACAUCCAGAUCACGCAAGGGCAGGCAUAUUUCUUUGGGCUCAUCACGAAAAGAUCGUGGCCAUCGAUCAGUCUCUAGCAUUUCUUGGUGGCAUUGAUUUAUGUUAUGGCAGAUGGGAUAACAGCGAACACAGAUUGACAGAUUUAGAAUCCAUUCAUCAAUCGAGUAUCUACAUUCCUUCAAGAGACAAGCUAACUAAUACCAGCAGUAAAAAGGUGUUGGGCUGUACGGAAAGACACGUGCUAUUACCAUUAGCAAUAGCAACGAAUACCAUUGCUAUGGCGACCACGAGAUCCAUGCCUUUAAUGCCGAUGAUGGAUGAGAAAACGCAAAAGGAUUUAAUGUUGUCGACAUUGUCAACGGAUAAUUCACUUUUUAUGCUGCAAGAAAAGGGAGAAGGCGUCAAGUGCAAUACGCCCGAGACGCAAAGAAAGAAUCUGUUCGAUGUCGCCAAAACAACCGUCGAUAAAAUGAAGAACACCGUGAAAGUGAAGAGACAGGAAUUAAUUAAUAUGGUGUACACUUCUCACGAAGCGGACGUCGAAGACGUUGAAGAGAACAAACUCGCGCUAUCCGAAACUGAGGAUACAGUGGAUUAUGGCUGCAGCUUGAGAUCAACGGUGACAAAAUUAUGGCUUGGCAAAGACUACACAAAUUUCAUUGUCAAGGACUUCAACGAUCUUGAGAAGCCGUAUCAGGAUCUGGUAGAUAGAACCACUACUCCUAGAAUGCCCUGGCACGACAUAGGGGUUUUAGUGCAAAAUGCUGCUGCUAGAGACGUGGCUAGGCAUUUUAUACAGCGUUGGAAUGCCGCCAAGCUAGAAAAAGCAAAACUGAAUUCGUGCUAUCCUUACUUAUUACCGAAAUCGUACAAAGACUGCAGGAGCUACGCUCCGUUUAUCAGAGAGGCUAACAAGCACAAUGUCAAGUGUCAAGUACUGCGUUCGGUGAGCUCUUGGUCGGCUGGCUUUCUCGAUCCGGAGACUGUAGAGCGGAGCAUACAGGAAGCUUACAUCCAGGCCAUCAGUGAGGCAGAAAGAUAUAUCUACAUAGAAAAUCAAUUUUUCAUAACGCUCGCCUCCGUGGAGAAGGGUGGCGUGAAGAAUCAAAUUGGCGAGACGUUGCUGAAAAGAAUCCUGAGAGCGCACAGGGAAGGCGCGGUAUUCAGGGUGUUUGUCGUAAUGCCGUUGUUGCCGGGUUUCGAAGGCGAGGUUGGAGGACCGAGCGGAACGGCGUUACGGGCGAUAACUCAUUGGAAUUACAAUUCUAUAUCGAGGGGAAAGGACGCUAUUCUAAGUCAGCUGUUGGAGGCAGGUAUAGAAGAUCCUAGCGAAUACAUCACGUUCCACGGCUUGAGAACUCGUUCUAUGUUAAACGGCACGAUGGUGACCGAGCUUAUCUAUGUUCACAGUAAGCUAAUGAUAGUUGAUGACAAAACAGUAAUCUGCGGAUCGGCUAAUAUAAAUGACAGGAGUAUGGUUGCCACAAGGGACAGCGAAAUAGCUGUAAUAAUUCAUGACCAGGAGUUUGAGGAUGGACGCAUGAAUGAUAUACCUUUCCCUAGCGGCAAAUUUGCUUCUUCCUUGAGAAAGCAAUUAUUCCGCGAGCACCUAGGAUUAUUGAAUACUAAAGAAGACAUCAAUAUCGAUGACGUCGUUAUAAAAUCAUUCUACAAGGAUAUAUGGUGCGCUAGGAGCAAACAAAAUACGGAGAUAUACGAAGAAGUAUUUCACUGUAUCCCCACCGAUAAAAUAGUCAAUUUCGCUAUAUUGAAACAAUAUCAAGAAAAAGUACCUCUCUCCAUAUCCGACCCGUUAUUAGCGCAAGAAAUGGUGGAGAACAUAAAGGGACACUUGGUCGACUUGCCAUUAAAUUUCUUAUGCAAUGAAGAUUUGAAACCUGCAGCUGGGACAGUAGAAGGAAUGAUGCCAACCGCUUUGUGGACGUAAGUUCACGUUCUUCUUCGAAAACUUCAAAAACGUUUUUGACAAUUUAUUCGAAUUGGGCACAAAUUUAUAAUCGAAAAUUUCCACUGAAUUGUUUUACAACAUUAGACAGGGCGUGUUGUAAAAGAUGAUUCUUUUUUUUGUUUACUUUCUAUACGACUUUCAUAUUAAUGUUGAACAAAGAAAGGAAAAAAUUUUUUAUCACUUUGUUAGCGUAUAGAUAUAUUAAAUUU